This is a messenger RNA of Xyrauchen texanus (razorback sucker), 2732 nucleotides long. It is a transcript of the gene abcd3a, whose product is annotated as ATP-binding cassette, sub-family D (ALD), member 3a. Gene Ontology annotation, biological process: long-chain fatty acid import into peroxisome; peroxisome organization; fatty acid beta-oxidation. Gene Ontology annotation, cellular component: peroxisomal membrane; peroxisome. Gene Ontology annotation, molecular function: long-chain fatty acid transmembrane transporter activity; ATP binding; ABC-type transporter activity. The record is from RefSeq and is a predicted model, not a curated record. NCBI's taxonomy places the organism in Eukaryota, Metazoa, Chordata, Actinopteri, Cypriniformes, Catostomidae.
ACCGCUCCUCUCCGGGCCAUCAUACAGUAGUGAACAUGGCAUCCGUCAGUAAGUACUUGACAGCGAAGAAUUCCACUAUAGCUGGCGGUGUCCUACUCGUUUUAUACUUCCUAAAGCAAAGACGAAUAGCUGCCCGGUUGAACAGGAAGAAGGGUUCUUCGGAAGAUCUGAACAGUGAGAAAGAUGGCAAGAAAGAGAGAGCUGCCGUGGACAGUUUUUUUAUGCGAAUCUCACGGAUUCUCAGGGUCAUGGUGCCGGGAUUUUUCAGUAAAGAGACAUGGUACCUGGUCUUGAUCGCGGUGAUGCUUGUGGCCAGGACCUACUGUGACGUUUGGAUGAUACAGAACGGCACUAUGAUCGAAAGUGCAAUUAUUGGUCGGUCAACUACAGGUUUCAAGAAGUACUUAAUCAACUUUAUCACGGCCAUGCCCAUUAUCGCCCUGGUGAACAACUUCCUGAAGUUGGGCCUGUACGAACUGAAGCUGUGCUUUCGUGUGAGACUCACCAAACAUCUUUACGAUGAGUACCUCAAGGGAUAUACAUACUACAAAAUGGGAAACCUGGAUAACCGCAUCGCUAAUGCUGAUCAGCUGCUGACACAGGAUGUGGAAAAGUUCUGUAAUAGUGUGGUGGAUCUUUACUCCAAUCUCAGCAAGCCGCUGUUGGAUAUCGGAUUGUACAUUUUCAAACUGACAACAGCGAUCGGAGCUCAGGGUCCCACAACGAUGAUGGCCUACCUGCUGAUCUCCGGCCUUUUCCUGACCCGUCUGCGCAGGCCAAUCGGAAAGAUGACAGUGACCGAACAGAAGUAUGAAGGAGAAUACCGAUACGUCAACUCUCGUCUUAUAACAAACAGUGAAGAGAUUGCCUUCUACAAUGGAAAUGUCAGGGAGAAACAGACAAUUCACUCAACCUUCAAGAAGUUGGUCGAUCAUCUGCACAAUUUCAUCUUCUUCCGUUUCUCCAUGGGCAUGGUGGACAGCAUCAUUGCCAAGUAUUUUGCGACUGUUGUGGGUUAUUUGGUCGUCAGUCGUCCUUUUCUUGAUUUGUCUCACCCUCGACAUUUGAACAGUUCACAUGCUGAAUUACUGGAGGACUACUAUCAGAGCGGUCGCAUGCUGCUGCGUAUGUCGCAGGCGUUGGGCAGAAUUGUACUUGCAGGCAGAGAAAUGACACGUCUCUCAGGAUUCACUGCUCGUAUCACUGAGCUUAUGAAGGUCCUGAAAGAGCUGAAUUCUGGUAAAUACGAGCGUACCAUGGUGCAUCAAUCAGAGAAAGACGGUUCAGAAAAGCUCACGUUGAUACCAGGGAGUGGAAAAAUCAUCAAUGUCGACAACAUUAUCAAGUUUGACCACACACCACUGGCUACACCUAAUGGAGAUAUUCUGAUCAGAGACAUGUGUUUCGAGGUGAAAUCGGGAUCAAAUGUUUUGGUGUGUGGCCCCAAUGGGUGUGGAAAGAGUUCCCUUUUUAGAGUUCUUGGGGAGUUGUGGCCGUUGUUUGGUGGCAGUUUGACGAAACCAGAGAGGGGGAAGCUCUUUUACGUGCCUCAGAGGCCUUACAUGACUAUUGGUUCGCUGAGGGAUCAAGUGAUCUACCCAGAUACCAAUGAGGAUCAAAAGAAGAAGGGGAUCUCUGACCAGGUGUUGAAGGAAUACCUGGAUAAUGUCCAGUUAGGACACAUCUUGGAGAGAGAGGGCUCCUGGGACAUAGUUCAAGAUUGGAUGGACGUGCUCAGUGGAGGAGAAAAGCAGAGAAUGGCGAUGGCUCGGCUCUUCUACCAUAAGCCCCAGUUUGCCAUUCUGGAUGAGUGCACCAGUGCCGUGAGUGUGGACGUGGAGGAUUUCAUCUACAGUCACUGCAGAACGGUUGGAAUCACUCUGUUCACCGUCUCUCACAGAAAGUCCCUGUGGAAACAUCAUGUGUACUACCUCCAUAUGGACGGCAGAGGAAACUACGAAUUCAAACCUAUCACCCCGGAAACUGUGGAGUUUGGCUCUUAGAGAGGAGCGACAAUACCACGUACAAACACACAGCCCCAGCAAGGGGCCCUAGCUAUUCAACGCCAGUCAACCUAAUGUAGGAGAUUAUUUUUAAUCAACUGUAACCUUUUUGGGAUAGAAAUGUGUUUAAAGAUUUGUUAACACUACUUUUGUCCUCGACGAUUGUAUAUAAUUUGUAAUUUAUGCAGUCCAAUUUAUGGGACAUCCGUUAAGUGUGUGUAUGGGUGUAUACCAAGGAAAUAUGUGUCAUGUUUGUGCACUUAAUUGCUUAAUUAAUGAAAUGAGGAGAAUUAGGCAUACAAAUUAAUGUCACUGGAAUUUAGAAACUCAAAAAGAACCAAUAUUGCCUUUUUCUCAUCAAUUAACCUUUCAUUAUGGAUACUUAAAGCUACUAAGUGACUGUAGUGCUCUCUGCAGCAUGGUUGGUCUGGAUGUGUGCAAGUUGUUUUUUGGUGCACUUUAACUGGUAUGGUGAUUUGAAAACCAGGAAGCCUUGUACUACCAUUCAAUGUCUGUAAUCGACUAAAGGUUGCAUAUGCACUUGUUUACGCCAAGAUGAUGCCAACAUCAUUGUUGGCAUUACUUGAUGUGGAAGGAAUUUGUGUCUGCAGAAAUGUUGUUGUGCGUAAGAACUGUAUGAAAUGUCACUGUCGUAACACGUCACAGAUAAAGCAAAUGGAAAUUCACCACUGUGCGUUUGCUGUACGUUUUCAUUAAAAAAAGUAGAAA